ACUCGCUUUGCGAGUUUGAAAUUGCCACUGGUACAGCAUUAUCUCUAAUGAUUAAUAUCGGUCCUUAAAUGCUUAGCGGGCAGGAAACGCAGUUUUCUUGCACAGUUGCAUCCAACAACUUAACUGCUUUUCCUCUCCUCAAUCUUCAUUCUGCCUGGUAUUUUUCUUCUCACAGAAAAAGAAGCUGAGUUUGGUUGAUGGGUAUGGUUGCUGAUAGGAAAACUAGUGGUAGGAAUGGUGAAGGAAGGUAUUCAUGGGGUUUUGGAAGUUUGAUUAGGAGAAAGCAGGUUGAUUCAGUUCAUUUGAGGAGAGAAGGUCAUACUCAAUUGGCCAGGAAAUUGUCUGCUGUGGACCUCGUUGCCAUUGGAGUUGGAGCAACCAUAGGAGCUGGAGUAUAUAUUCUUGUUGGAACGGUUGCUAGAGAACACUCAGGACCUGCGCUUACUAUUUCAUUCCUAAUUGCUGGAAUAGCUGCUGCACUCUCAGCAUUUUGUUAUGCAGAGCUUGCAUGUCGUUGCCCAUCUGCUGGGAGUGCCUAUCAUUAUACGUACAUAUGUGUUGGAGAAGGGUUUGCUUGGUUGGUUGGUUGGGCUCUGAUUCUGGAAUAUACAAUUGGUAGUUCAGCUGUUGCUCGUGGCAUAACCCCAAAUCUGGCCUUGUUUUUUGGAGGGGAGGAAAAACUUCCUGCUUUCUUGGCCCGUCAUACUAUCCCUGGGCUUGGUAUUGUGGUUGAUCCAUGUGCAGCAGUGUUAAUUCUUAUUGUCACAGUGCUUUUGUGCAUUGGAAUAAAGGAGAGUACAUUGGCACAAACCAUUGUUACAACAGUAAAUGUCAGUGCAUUGCUUUUCAUCAUAAUAGCUGGUGGAUAUUUAGGUUUCAAAACUGGAUGGAUUGGAUAUGAAAUUCCCAGCGGGUACUUUACAUUUGGGGUCAAUGGGAUGUUCACUGGGUCUGCAAUAGUCUUCUUUUCAUAUAUUGGUUUCGAUUCAGUUUCCAGCACAGCUGAGGAGGUGAAGAAUCCUCAAAGUGAUUUGCCCCUUGGUAUAGCAUUGGCAUUGUCGAUAUGUUGCAUUUUGUAUAUGCUUGUAUCUGUCGUUAUUGUUGGUUUAGUACCUUAUUAUGACUUGGAUCCGGACACACCUAUCUCCUCAGCAUUUGCAAGCUAUGGGGUGCAAUGGGCAGUGUACAUAAUAACAGCUGGAGCAGUUACUGCUCUGUGUUCAAGUUUGUUGGGUUCACUUCUUCCUCAGCCACGAGUUCUGAUGGCAAUGGCUAGAGAUGGAUUGUUGCCAUCGUUCUUUUCAGACAUUAAUGAAUGGACCCUGGUUCCAGUGAAGAGCACCAUUACAACUGGUGUCUUUGCAGCAGUUCUGGCAUUCUUUAUGGAUGUUUCACAAUUGGCAGGGAUGGUUAGUGUGGGUACACUGCUUGCAUUUACCACUGUCGCGGUUUCAGUUUUGAUACUUAGAUAUGUUCCACCGGAUGAGGUGCCACUUCCAUCAUCACUUCAAAAGUCCAUUGACUCAAUGUCAUCAAGGUGCAGUGAUAACAUUCAGGAAAUCAACGACAAUAAUCUUAAAGAUCUUGCUGGUUCUUUUGGGAGCAAAGGGGAUGCAUUACUUAGAAAUCCUCUAAUUGAAAAGGGGGUAGUAGCUCAAGAUGUUCAGAAGGAACAAAUGAGGCGGAAAAUUGCUGCUUGGACUAUAACCCUUUUAUGUACAGGCGUUCUUAUCCUUGCUUCUUCAGCUUCAGCUGAAUUCCUUCCCAGCAUUCUUCGCUUCACAUUAUGUGGAGUUGGUGGAGUUCUUCUGUUGUGCAGUUUGAUUGUGCUCGCCUGUAUAGAGCAAGAUGAUGCGAGGCAUGGCUUUGGACAUACAGGAGGUUUCAUUUGCCCGUUUGUUCCGUUCCUACCUGCUGCAUGCAUUCUUGUAAACACAUAUUUACUAAUUGACCUUGGUGCUGCAACAUGGAUACGAGUUUCAGUAUGGUUGGUAAUAGGAGCACUGGUGUAUAUAUUUUACAGCCGGAAACACAGCUCUCUGUUAAAUGCAGUCUAUGUCCCGUCAGCUUAUGCUAAUGAGAUCUAUCGUAGCUCAUCAGCUUCAGUGGCAUAGUCUGUGCAUGUAUUAGUCACCUUACUGUGGCCCUCAGCUAAGCCAAACCCCAUUCUUACAGAAAGCAUUAUCAGAUUGUGUUUCACAAUCACUCUUAUUGUUUUUAAUGAUAUAAAACCUUUUAUUAUGUAACAGAGGCUGUCUGAACCAAAGAUCAGUCUCACGUUUGUAUGUUAAUAUUCUUGGGUUAGCAUAGGGGCCUUUAAAACUGCUUGUUCACAAACAUGUAAAGUAAUAAUUAUUUCUCUUGAUAUAAUUUGCAAUGACAUGGUCACAUGAGGCUUACCAA
Molecule: messenger RNA, 2403 nt
Organism: Quercus robur (English oak)
Lineage: Eukaryota; Viridiplantae; Streptophyta; Magnoliopsida; Fagales; Fagaceae
Product: cationic amino acid transporter 4, vacuolar-like
Exons: 14
Coding region: 198-2114 (638 amino acids)
Biological process (GO): transmembrane transport; amino acid transport
Cellular component (GO): membrane
Molecular function (GO): amino acid transmembrane transporter activity
Source: RefSeq, a predicted model, not a curated record